AUGGCUUGGAGGCUGUCCAGCACCGCGCUGCUGAUGGUGAUGGUGAUGCAGCAGCAGCAUCCAGUCGCAGCCCAGAUGGGGCUGGACAAGACUCCCUCGGUGGACCCCCGGUGCCACGCCCAGUCUCCGUUCUGCGCGCGGGGCCGUCGAGGUGGCGGCCUGCCCACUGUGCAGCCCGAGGAUGGCCUCGUUGUGUUCCUGCUACGCUCAGAGGGCUUGGGCCGCCACCACGAGCCCUUCCUGUCCGAGCUCCAGAGCCACUUCCCUGGGCUGCAAGGCCUGUGGAGUAGCUACCGCGAGUCCCUGGGGUUCUACAGUUUCCUGAUGAAACGAAAUUUCACGCUGAGCUGGAACCCCCUGUUCGGCACUUCCUCCGGGGCGACGCCCCUCCUCCUGGACAAGGGGGGCGACCCCAUCUGGUGCAACGUAGGGGCCUCCUGUUUCACCUCGGUUGAGGGUGGCUCAAUGGAGGCUGCGAGCGUCGUCAAAGUGGCCGAGAUGACGGGUGAGAAUUUCAACCAAAUGGCCGCCUGGGUGCAGUCGCAAAACGCCAGCGCGACGCCCUUCGACCUCUGGACGGUCUACAACGGCACGGGCAGCAACGCGACGGUGCAGUUCGACGCACGGGACAGCAACGGCUACGUGCAGGGCGUCAUCGCGAAGCUCUCCUCCAUCGGGGCCAAUUUCAUCGGGUCCGAGACUGCCAGGAGGUCACGGCUCGCCCUCUACAGCGACGCAGCCAAGUCCCUCGGAAACGGCAGCGACAUCUUCGGCCCCAAGUCGAAGCAGCAGGCGCUGGCGAAGGACAUGCUGAAGUUCUUCAGCUAUUUUCGGCCGGGCCAGACAGCCCUGCAGAGGGCGUUGAGCACCAUUGGUAUCUGCGUCGAGGUCAUGUACCACAAGCGGUUCUUCAUUUAUCGUGACGACACGUACUGGCAGCUGCAGAUGAUUUACCCGUACUUCUCUGUGACCGAUGAGUUUUGGCCGUUGCCUAAAGCCGCCUACGACUAUCCCUUCCUCCUAUAG
Molecule: messenger RNA, 1026 nt
Organism: Callorhinchus milii (elephant shark)
Lineage: Eukaryota; Metazoa; Chordata; Chondrichthyes; Chimaeriformes; Callorhinchidae
Product: ceroid-lipofuscinosis neuronal protein 5-like
Exons: 4
Coding region: 1-1026 (341 amino acids)
Biological process (GO): lysosome organization
Cellular component (GO): lysosomal membrane; lysosome
Molecular function (GO): hydrolase activity, acting on glycosyl bonds
Source: RefSeq, a predicted model, not a curated record